This is a messenger RNA of Humulus lupulus (European hop), 2465 nucleotides long. Its product is annotated as U-box domain-containing protein 16. Gene Ontology annotation, biological process: protein ubiquitination. The record is from RefSeq and is a predicted model, not a curated record. Gene Ontology annotation, cellular component: cytoplasm; nucleus. The coding region runs from base 188 to 2251 and encodes 687 amino acids. Gene Ontology annotation, molecular function: protein binding; ubiquitin-protein transferase activity. The transcript has a single exon. Lineage: Eukaryota; Viridiplantae; Streptophyta; Magnoliopsida; Rosales; Cannabaceae.
AACGAAAAAGCCAACUCAAACGUUUAUUUUGUAUAUCGUAAUCACAGAAAGUAUUACUAAACUUGUUGUGUAAUCAACUAAGACUUGUUAGUUUUCCAAUUAAAGCCUUCUUCUUCAAUCUAAACCAAAAUCAAUCCCAAUUUCUUCAACCCAAAUUUCAACCAAACAAUCUCUCUUGCUUCAAUUCAUGGCGAUUUCUGCUCAAGCAUUCCCGCUCAGAAAGCGGCGGCCAUCGGCGGGGGCCUUCGUCUCUCCCAAGCUCUCAGGUAUCGAUCUCCUCCAAUCUCUUCUUCAACUCACCAAAGAAAUCGGCUCUCUUAAACCUCUCCAGUUCCUUCUCCGACGAAACUCGCUCUCCAUAAUUCGUAAGUCGAAGCUUCUUGCGAUUCUGUUCGAGGAGCUUCUUCGAGCUCCCAUGGCGUUUUACUCAACCUCUGCUGUUCUCUGCUUCGAAGAAAUGUUCAUUGUUUUGCAGAGAGUCAAGGCUCUGAUUGAAGAUUGUUCGAAUGGAACUAGCAAGAUGUGGCUACUCGUUCAGAACCAGUCGGUGGCUAACAAUUUUCACGAAUUGACCUUGGAUUUGUCGACUCUGCUGGAUAUAUUCCCGUUGAAAGAGAUUGAUUUGAGCGAAGACGUGGAAGAACUUGUUUGUUUGGUGAGAAAACAGUGCUCUGAGACGAAAACUCUGCUCAAUCCCGAAGAUGAGAGUCUCAGGCUCGAGGUCGUCACCAUGCUGGAUCGGAUCAAGAAAGAGAUCGUUCCCGAUCAUUCGAAGCUUUCAGAAAUCUUUUCCAAUUUAGGAAUUCGAGAUUCAUCGAGUUGCAGAGAAGAGAUCGAGAGCCUCCAGGAGGAAGUUCAGAACCAAAACGACGAUAAAUCAAAGUCCGAGCUCGUAGCACUGAUCGGAAUCGUUCGCUACUCGAAAUGCGUCCUCUUCGGCGCCUCGAAUCCUCAGCCUGAUAUCCGUCGCCGAAAAUCGGCGUCGGAGAUUCCUAUUCCGUCGGAUUUCCGGUGUCCUAUAAGUCUCGACCUUAUGCGGGACCCAGUUGUCGUGGCGACAGGCCAGACGUACGAUCGUGAAUCGAUCAAGCUAUGGAUCGAAUCAGGACACAACACGUGUCCCAAGACAGGUCAGACCCUGGCCCACACGGAGUUAAUCCCUAAUUGCGCGUUGAAAAACCUCAUCGCCAUGUGGUGCCGUGAUCAGAAGAUUCCUUUCGAAACGGCGGAGAGUAAAGACAAACCAAAAGGUGUUACUUCAAUAAACAAGGCGGCGCUCGAAGCGACGAAGAUGACGGCGUCGUUUUUGGUCAACAAACUGUCUCAGUCGCAGUCUUUUGAGGACGCAAACGGUGUCGUUUACGAGCUUCGCGCCCUCGCCAAGAGCGACUCCGAAAGCCGAACCUGUAUUGCCGAAGCCGGAGCCGUGCCUUUCCUCGUCCGUUACUUAGCUUCCGACGUCGGCUCGGCUAAGUCGAAUCUCCAAGUCAACGCCGUGACGGCGAUUCUCAACCUCUCAAUCCUCGAAGAGAACAAGAAUCGUAUAAUGGAGACCGAAGGAGCCUUAAACGGCGUCGUCGAGGUGCUCCGUUCGGGUGCCACGUGGGAAGCGAAGGGGAACGCGGCUGCUACGAUAUUCAGCUUAUCAAGUGUGCACUCCCACAGGAAGAGACUAGUGAGGAAGACACGUGUCGUGAAGGGAUUGCUCGAGUUGGCCAGGGAGAGUCCCGCGUCGUGCAAGAGGGACGCAUUGGCGGCGAUAUUGAAUCUCGCAGGGGACAGAGACGGUGUUUUCCGUUUAGUCGAAGCCGGAGUUGUGGAUGUUUCGGUUCAGGCCAUGGACGAGGGGUUGACGGAGGAGGGGGUGACGAUAAUCGAAGUGGUGGUGAAGAGAGGUGGUUUGCUAGCCAUUGCCGCAGCUUAUAGUGCGAUAAAGAAACUCGGGUCGGUCUUGAGAAGCGGGUCGGAGCGUGCCCGAGAGAGCGCGGCGGCGACUCUUGUUACGAUUUGCCGGAAAGGUGGGGCUGAGAUGGUGGCGGAGCUUGUAGGGGUUGCGGGAAUCGAGAGGGUAAUUUGGGAAGUUAUGGGGACUGGGACGUCGAGGGGUAGACGGAAGGCUGCGACGUUACUGAGGAUAUUAAGGAGAUGGGCGGCGGGUUUGGACGGAGAUUUAACGGAGAGUUACGGCGUUAGUACGACAAACGCGACUACUAUUGUUACCUCGUCAACAACAGUGGCGUUGACCAGCUAACGCUUGUAUUUGUUUGUUUAAUUUGUAAAUUUUUUUUUUUUAGAUAUUUUAUUUCUUCUAUAUUGAUUAUUUGUAAACCCAUGUAAAAAUCUCAUGGAAAACAUAGUUGAUUUGUUCUUUUAAUCAAUUUGUUUUAAAUAUUUGUUUCACGAAAGAAAUCCACUGUGUUUCUCUAUAUUGAUGCAAAAGUUUAAUCCAAGUUCAAUUUUACACA